AUGGAUGCCAAAAAGAUCAUCUUAUUUAUUGCUUGCCUCGUAUUGGCAUUAAAUGUUGCUGAAGCCUCUCACUUUAGAUAUGGCCAGCUUACCUGGAAGUCACUGAAUGACACCCGCCCCAACGUGUUCACCAUCCAGUUCUCCCUCAAGUGUUCCUUCCGUCACAGCUACUACACCGCUUUGAACAACAAUGUUGAGCUCAAGGUCGGUAACUUCUUCUCCAACAAUGCUGUCACCCUCAACUGGGGUGGCACGCUCCAACAGAUAAACACCAACUUCACGGUCAACAACAUCGACAAGGUUGAGGACACCCUCCAUGCUGAGUUCAUCUUCACCGCCAACACCCUCACUUACGGCCGUAAGAACCUUAUCGCCUACUAUGAGAGCAGUGCACGUUUGACCAACUUGAACAACAAUGCCAAUGCCAACUGGCACAUUGAGACUGUUGUCCCAAUGUUGGAUCCAAACUGGCCAUCUGCACUCCAGAGCUCCCCAGUGUCCAGUAUGAUGCCAACCAUUGAUGUGUACAUGGGAAGACCAAACUACUUUGCCAUCCCAGUGAUUGACCUCCAAACCUCCACUUUCACCUACGCCCUGUCCACUUUGUUGAACUUUGUCCAGCCACCACAACUUAGCAUCAACGCCUCUGGUAUCGUCACCUACACCCCAACUGCCCUUGGUCUCUGGUCCACUCAGAUCAGAAUCGGAAAGCCCGCCCCACUCAACACCUACAUCCACGUCGACUUCAUCAUCCGUGUGUCCAACGCCCCACCACCCACUGCCACCCCACCAUUCCUCAAGGACCCAACCCCAGCCCAAGGCGAGACCUUUAUUGUUGAGGAAGGAACAACCUUCAGUGUUGUGAUCAGCGGUGCCACCUUGAACGCUGCCACCAGUGUCAACAUCUCCAUCGGUGAGGUCCCAAGCGGAAUGACUGUGUCUUCCCAGGUCAACACCCCACAGACUGCCACCGGUAGCUCUGGCAACAUCACUUUGACCUGGGUCCCAACCUUGGCCAACGUCGGUGUCUACGUCAUCAACAUCGGUCUCACUGACAGCAAGGGAUUGAAGAUGACCGAGGGUAUCCGUUACUUCUACGUCCGUGUCCCAGCCUCCACCUGUGAUCCAAGCCCAUGCAUUUGUCCAGUUGGUGCUGGUCAGCUCUGUGACGAUAACAACUCAUGUACCGUUGACUCUUGCAAGGGACCAUACCCAAUCACCAUCAACAAGUGUCUCCACACUCCAAUCACCUGUGCCACCGAGUCUGCUGCCGACCCAUGUUUCCCAUGGAUGUGUAUGAACGGAACCUGUGUUAGAGAUCUCUCCAGCCCAAAGGGAUGUCCAUCCAAGAGCUGUCAGACUUCAAUGUGUGACUCCAACCAAGGUGGAUGCAAGUACCAGCCACUGUGCCAGUCCACUCCAUGCAUGAACUCUGUCUGUAACGCCAACAACCAGACCUGCACCAACACUCCAGUCGACUGCUCCGGCAACGACCAGUGUCUCCUCUACUCUUGUGAUGCUGCUCUCGGUUGUGUCACCAAGUCCAAGGUGUGCAAGCCAUCCAACCCAACUCCAUGCACUGCCUACACCUGUGACUCCCAGAUUGGUUGUCAGGUUAGAGCACUCAACAGCACCGAGUGUGGAUGUUGUGACCCAAGCGCCAACACCAACAGAUGUCAGAUCGGCACCUGCAACACCGCCACCGGCCAAUGUGACUACACUGACGUUGCCAUUGAUGAUGGCAAUGCAUGCACCAUUGAUGCCUGUGACCCACUCACUGGAAAGAUUACCCAUACCGAUGUCUCUGUUGAUGACUCCAAUGCCUGCACCAUCGAUACUUGUGAUGUUGCCACCGGUGUGAUCACUCACACUGAUGUCUCCAUCGACGACUCCAACGCUUGCACCAUCGACACUUGUGACAUUGCUACCGGUAUCAUCUCGCACACUGAUGUUGUGAUUGAUGACUCGAACGCCUGUACCAUCGACACUUGUGAUGUUGCUACCGGAGUGAUUACUCACACCGAUGUCGCUAUCGACGACUUGAACGCUUGCACCAUUGACACUUGCAACACCACCUCUGGCCUCAUCUCGCACACUGAUGUUGUCAUUGACGACUCGAAUGCCUGCACCAUCGACACCUGUGACAUCGCCACUGGUAUUAUCUCUCACACUGACGUUGUGAUUGAUGACUCAAAUGCCUGCACGAUCGACACUUGUGACAUUGCCACCGGAAUUAUUUCUCACACUGAUGUUUCAAUCGACGACUCUAACGCAUGCACCAUUGACUUCUGUAACACUACCACUGGUGAGAUCACUCACACUGAUGUCUCCAUCGACGACUCCAAUGCCUGCACCAUUGACACCUGUGACAUUGCCACCGGUAUCAUCUCGCACACCGACGUCGUGAUUGACGAUUCCAACGCAUGCACCAUCGACACCUGUGACAUCGCCACCGGUAUCAUCUCACACACUGAUGUUGUCAUUGACGACUCGAAUGCCUGUACCAUCGACACUUGUGACAUCGCAACUGGUAUCAUCUCCCACACUGACGUCUCCAUCGACGACUCGAACGCCUGCACCAUCGACACUUGUGACAUUGCCACCGGUACCAUCACUCAUACAGAUGUCUCCAUCGACGACUCCAACGCCUGUACCAUUGAUUUCUGUAACACAACCACUGGUAUCAUCACUCACACUGACGUCUCGAUCGACGACUCCGACGCAUGCACCAUCGACUCAUGUGACAUCGCAACUGGUAUCAUCACCCACACUGAUGUCUCAAUCGAUGACUCGAACGCCUGCACCAUCGACACUUGCAACACUACCACUGGUCUCAUCUCCCACACUGAUGUCUCCAUCGACGACUCCAACGCAUGCACCAUCGACUCGUGUGACAUCGCCACUGGUCUCAUCUCUCACACUGCCGUCUCCAUUGAUGACUCGAACGCCUGCACCAUCGACUCGUGUGAUAUUGCCACCGGAGUUAUUACCCACACUGAUGUUCUGAUUGAUGACUCUAACGCCUGCACCAUCGACACCUGUGACAUCACCACUGGUAUCAUCUCCCAUACUGACGUCUCCAUCGACGACUCCAACGCAUGCACCAUCGACGCUUGCAACACCACCUCUGGUGUGAUCACCCACACCGACAACCCAGCCAUCAAUGACAACAACGCCUGCACCAUUGACACCUGUGACGUUGCCACCGGAAUCAUCACCCACACCAACGUUGUGAUCGACGACAGCCAAGCAUGCACCAUCGAUGUCUGUGACCCAGCUACUGGCGCCAUCACCCAUCAGCCCAAGGCCUGCUCGGGUUGCCAGACCUGCCAGUCGGCCACCGGCCUCUGCGUCGACACCGUCUCGCAGUGCACUGAUGGAAACGUCUGCUCAUUCCCAUCCUGCAUCAACGCCACCUGUAUCUACACUCCAAACACCUGUGACGAUGGAAACGGAUGCACAAUCGACACCUGCACUCUUACCAACGGAUGUGUCCACACCAACGUCGCCAUCAACGACGGCAACGCCUGUACCAUCGACGCUUGCAACCCCGCCACCGGUGCCAUCACCCACAUCGAUGUGAACAUCAAUGACAACAACGCCUGUACCAUCGACUUCUGUAACAAGACCACUGGAGUGAUUACCCACACUGACGUUGUGAUCAACGACAACAACGCCUGCACAAUCGACUCUUGUGACCGUGUCACCGGACUGAUCACUCACAUCGGUGUUGUCAUCAAUGACAACAACGCAUGCACCAUCGACUCAUGUAACUCCACCACCGGUGUGAUCAAGCACACUGACGUUGUGAUCGACGACAACAACGCAUGUACCGCCGAUGCCUGUGACCGUAUCACUGGUCUCAUCACCCACGUUGCCAAGAAGUGCUCUGGUUGCCAGACCUGUCAGCCAUCGACCGGCAAGUGUCUCGACACUGCCACACUGUGCACUGGAGGCAACGCCUGCCAGCUCGGCAAGUGCACCAACGGAACCUGUUCAUACGUCGCCAACAAGUGUGACGACGGUGACAGUUGCACCAAGGACACAUGCAGCCUCAGCAAGGGAUGCAUCCACACUCCAAUCAACUGUGACCACGAGUGUGACGACAAAUGCAAGUUCUCCGUAUGCAAGAACGGCACGUGUGUCAUGGAGAACGUCAACUGUGACGACGGUAACCCCACCACAUGUGACUCAUGUAGCUCGGACAAGGGCUGCCGCCACACCAGCUGUGACGAUGGCAACAAGUGCACGAUCGACCUGUGCUCGUCCAGCGGCAAAUGUACUCACAAGCCAGUCAACUGUGAUGACAACAACGCCAACACCUACGACUACUGCUCGCCAUCCAAUGGCGCCUGUGUCCACACACCAUGCAAGGGCAAACAAUGCAAGCCAAACGGUGGAUACGACACUGACACCGACAACGACACCGACAAUGACCGCGACUAA
Messenger RNA from Acytostelium subglobosum LB1, 4446 nucleotides. RefSeq lists its product as hypothetical. Lineage: Eukaryota; Evosea; Eumycetozoa; Acytosteliales; Acytosteliaceae. Bases 1 to 4446 code for a protein of 1481 amino acids. The transcript has 3 exons. The record is from RefSeq and is a predicted model, not a curated record.